AUGACAUGGGGAAGUUGGGCCAAGAAUACAAAGAAUUUUGGAGAAAAAGAAAGAAAAUUCACAAUGUAUAAGAAAGAUGCUUAUUUGAGAACCUAUGAGCCCAUGAUUAUGCCAAUGACUAGUGAGAAUCAAUGGAUGAAGACUAAUUUACCUCCAUUGAUGCCUCCCAAAUACCACAAACAACCUGGCAGACCAAAGAAGUCAAGGAACAAAGCAGCCGAUGAACCUAAAAAAUCCACUUAUUCUUACAAGAUUCCAAGAUAUGGAAUCCCAUUAAAAUGUGGGAAUUGUGGUGAAGAAGGACAUAAUCAGCUUGGUUGUAAGGUGAGAAGGAGAGAUGCUACAAAAAACACGAUGGCACUUAGGCCAAGAACCCAAAGUAGUAGUUCCCAACAAGAAGUUAAUGGAGAGGCAUCACAUCCCAAGAAAUUAAGGCCAAGAAAAGAAGCAUGUAGAUCCCAACCUCCAAUUGAAGUACAUGCAAGUUAA
Molecule: messenger RNA, 489 nt
Organism: Prunus armeniaca (apricot)
Lineage: Eukaryota; Viridiplantae; Streptophyta; Magnoliopsida; Rosales; Rosaceae
Source: the annotation of a GenBank genome assembly